Molecule: messenger RNA, 1400 nt
Organism: Miniopterus natalensis
Lineage: Eukaryota; Metazoa; Chordata; Mammalia; Chiroptera; Miniopteridae
Source: RefSeq, a predicted model, not a curated record
GUCGGGUUCAGUUAGUCGCGGCGAGUCUCUCAACGGCCGUCCGCUGCGGAGUCCAGUGCCCCGCCCCUCCGUUGCCAUAACCACAGUACACGACGCCUCCUGCCCUUUCUCCCUCUUCCCUCCUCCGGAACUCUCCUUCCCCCUCCAAGACCCUCUCCAGAGCUGCUUGUAAUUGAGCAGAGCCAGCCUCUGCGCCCUUCCGCCGGGGGGAUCGGGGCGCCGCCCCGCUCCCCUGGAAGCCAGAGCCGUCAGCAGCGAAGGGAGAUGUCGGAUGAAGAGGACCUGGAAGACUUUGAGCCCGACCAGGAUGAGCUGGAAAGGGAAGACGAUGAGAAGGAGACGGAGGAGUGGGAGGAUGAGAGGAAAGAGGAGGAGGACGCGGAGGAAUGGACGCCCACCGCCCUCACGGAGGACAUGAUGAAGGAAGGGCUUUCUUUGCUCUGUAAGACUGGCAGUGGACUGGCCCACGCUUAUGUCAAGCUGGAGGUUAAAGAGAGGGAUCUGACAGACAUCUACUUGUUGCGUUCCUACAUCCAUCUGCGCUAUGUGGAUGUUUCUGAGAACCAUCUGACAGACUUAUCCCCGCUCAAUUACCUCACCCACCUGCUCUGGCUCAAGGCUGAUGGCAACCGGCUGCGGAGUGCCCAGCUGAUUGAACUGCCCUACCUGCAGAUUGCCAGUUUUGCCUAUAACCAGAUCACUGACACUGAGGGCAUCUCUCACCCUCGUCUGGGCAUCCUGAAUCUCAAAGGGAACCACAUCCGCAUGGUGACAGGUCUGGACCCCCAGAAGCUGAUCAGCCUACACACGCUGGAGCUUCGAGGGAACCAACUGGAAAGCACACGGGGAAUCAACCUUCCUAAGCUGAAGAACCUCUUCCUGGCCCAGAACAUGUUGAAGAAGGUGGAAGGCUUGGAGAACCUAAAGAAUCUCACUACCUUGCAUCUUCGAGACAACCAGAUUGAAACUCUGAGUGGCUUUUCUGAGGAAAUGAAAUCACUGCAGUACCUCAACCUGAGGGGCAACAUGAUAACCAACCUGCAUGAGCUCGCCAAGCUUCGGAACCUGCCCAAGCUUCGAGCCUUGGUGCUGCUGGACAACCCGUGUACAGAAGAGAAUGACUACCGCCAGGAGGCCCUGGUGCAGAUGGCACAACUGGAACGUCUGGACAAGGACUUCUUUGAGGACGACGAUCGUGCUGAGGCCAAUGAAAUUCGUCAGAGGAUGAAGGAGGAGCAGGAGCAGGAGGCUGAGCCUGAGCAAGACACAGAACUAGACCAGUCACUGGUGUAGCAGCAGUUCUUCUAGCCUUCACGAUAGGGAUGAAAGACACUGGCCCCAAGACCCGAGAAGACUCCUAAGCAGGGGCCACCACAGGCACACCCCCAUCCAGAGGCAGA